UGCUCCUAUGACACAGAGACACCAUCAUGCUCUUGUUCCUCUUCUUGUUUGGUCUGGCUCUGGCCACCGCAUCUCCUUCAGGUGACCGUGAAGUGAAGCUACAGCAGGGCGACUGUCCCAUGUCUUGGUACAGCUUCAACGGCCGCUGCUACAAGUAUGUCUCCACACGUAUGACCUGGGCUCAUGCUGAGUUCCACUGUGUGUCAGAGAGUGCCAACCUGGUGUCUAUCCACAGUCUGGAAGAACACAAUUUUGUCGCAUCCCUGAUCAGGAACUUUGACCCCUCUGAGGAAGCCACCUGGAUCGGACUCAGUGACAUCCAUAUAGAAGGAAGAUGGAUGUGGUCUGAUGGAUCCGCAGUCGACUUUACCUUUUGGCAUGAAGGACAGCCAGACAACUAUCAAGGAAAUGAACACUGUGGCACCUGCUAUGCCAAUGAGCUGAGAUGGAAUGAUGCUGAUUGUUCUCUGACAUCCCCUUUUGUAUGUGCGUCUCACACAGUUUUUCCUUAGGAUCUGAGAUGGUUAUGUCUGAUUCAACCAAUGACUUUCCACCUGUUGCUCUGUUGAAAUGCAUUGGUUCUCAACAAUAAAUAUAUAUUUGUGCAAGUU
Thunnus maccoyii (southern bluefin tuna) is the source of this 611-nucleotide messenger RNA. RefSeq names its product galactose-specific lectin nattectin-like. Lineage: Eukaryota; Metazoa; Chordata; Actinopteri; Scombriformes; Scombridae. The coding region runs from base 27 to 512 and encodes 161 amino acids. Gene Ontology annotation, molecular function: signaling receptor activity. The transcript has a single exon. The record is from RefSeq and is a predicted model, not a curated record.